CAUGUGUCAAGUAUUUUCAGAUCAUCGCUUGGUGGCUUCGAAGUUGAUACCGUUAAUAUUCUGCUUCGUCUAUCGCAAUCGAAAAUUUAAGUUUUGCAAGUGUUUCGUGCUGGAAUGUUAUAAAUAAUUACUCAAGCGCACGGUGGUGUGAUUCUCCAGUGUAUUUAUCGGUGGACGGCGACUUGUUAGAUCUAGAAUCAAUUGAUCGUCAUGGCGUCAAACACAUCUGCUUAUCACUGCAUUGUGUGUACAUUGUCUAAGAUCCCAUUUGCAACAUUGAGCAAGGAAAGUCAACAGAAGAUAGUUAAAAGUGGACGGCCAACCAAUCACAUGCCGACUUUGCAUGCUAAAUGUCAGAGCUCGAAUAACUUGAAUGUUAACACCCUUUACACUUGGAUGACAGGAUGUGAGAAGAAUCAACGAUUAUUUUGCUGGCCCUGUUUGCUAUUCAGUACAAGUGAAUAUGACACCUGGGGAAGGCGAGGCUUUAUUGACUUCCAUCGACUAUCACAGGCAACAAUUGAACAUUCGAAAGAUGUAUCACAUCUAGCUAAGAGUACAACUCUGAAGCUGUGGAUGGAAACAUCUUCCGAUAUAAGUGAUGAUAGCAGCGAAGAAGAGCUCGAGUGCAUCCCGGAAUUAGAUUUUCUAAACUCAAACGUCCCCGAAGAAGAGGAGGAGUUGGAUAUCAAACCCAAUGUAGAAGCCCUGAACGCUUCUUCCUCGUCUUCAUCACAACAGGCCGUGACGGCCAUUCUCGAUCUCUGUGAUCCAGCGGGAGUAAGGGAGAUUGAAGUUUCGCGGUGUAGUCCGAUUGUUAUUAGAGACAGUUCACCAGUUCCAUCCACGAGUUCACACGUGGAUCUAUUUUCCACCACUGCUACUAUUGCAGGCACUUCUAUUAGUACUACUUCCGUAAUGACUGUCGCUGCAUCACAAGAAGAAGAGAUCGCAAAAAUUUACCGGGAAACGGUCGACAUGUCACAGUCUUCCGCGGGUGCAGAAAAGUAUCAGCUCAAGUGGCACUCUCACCAACAAAAUCUCAAUUCAUCGAUCUCAUGUCUAUAUAAGAAUGAUCGCUAUGCUGAUGUUAUGCUAAUAACCUGUAACAACGAGGAAAGUUUUUCGAUGGCAGCACAUAAACUUGUUCUUGGUACUUCUAGUACGUAUUUCGCCAACAUAUUUGAAAAGUAUAUCGUCCCGCCGAACGCUAUGACCUAUAUCGUACUUCCACCUGAACUCACAAGGCGCGCCCUUCAGACCUUGAUCCAGUAUAUGUACACGGGCGAAUCGACGGUAUCGGUUGAUAUCCUGAACGAGGUGCUGCGUGGUGGUGAAAUUUUGAAAAUUCGCGGUCUCUGGCGAAAUCCAGGUGCAUCCGAUGGGACAGCUUCAACAGAGCAAACUGCAUCCAAAGGUAUCCAUGGUCGUCAUCGAACGGAGCGAAUUUCAGUGGAUAGGAUACCGUUGCAGGAACCACGGGUUGCGCAGAAUCCGGUUACCGUUCACGAUAGUCCUGUAAUCGUAACAAAUCCAUCCAAAAGCUACGGGAUAAGUCAGACCGCACAAAUGCCGGCAAGUUCAUCUACACCGAUUAUCAAUGUUAAAAAGGAUGUUGCGAUUGAUCCUGGUGAGAGAGUUAGACCUGUUAGUAGUUAUGAUGCAUAUCCGUCUAGUACAAAACGAACUCAUCCAACUACCAAUCAAGAAAACACACACCAAAUUCCCAGACAACAGAGCACCCCAAAAAACUCCCCAUCAAGAGCAGUUCUCUCCAACGCAGAAAACGUUCCGACAACGCCCAGCGUAUCUCAAACGAUGCCGGAAGAACUGAACUUUCUAAAUGUGAAAGAAGAACCGGUGGAAUGGUCUGACGUGAAUGCUGGAGAGAUAGAUCUUGAUAAAUCUGGGCUUCCUAUUGUCAAAGUAGAAAUGAAAGAUCCUACGUGCUCUGAUGGAAGUGAAGAUCAAAGCCAGGAACAAGUGUACUCACCGUUGACAUGUGAAUUGUGCAGUGAAACAUUCACUGUACCGGCUGAAUGGGUACGCCACAUUGAAAGCCACACAGAUCCCCCGCAUACAGUAUCGAAGCGUCGUCGCCGAUUGGAAAAUGAUAAUACAACCGACGUUACAGCCGCUCUAAAGUGCGAUCUAUGUGCAAUGUAUUUCGUAACACCGGCCGAGUGGGUUCGUCACGUCCAGAGUACACAUACAGAAACGGAACUGGCCAUAUCCAACAACAGUACUCUUCCCCGACGAGGCGCGAAAUCUUCCAUUAUCGAUUCACGACACAGUACGGUUCCGGUGUCGAUACCGCAAACGCAGGAGCGAACAUGCUCUGUGUGCAACAAAGGCUUUCCUUCCUAUGCAAGCAUGAUUAUCCACAAACGAACACACACGGGCGAACGGCCAUUCUAUUGUGAAAUUUGUCAUAAAGGCUUCAAUGUGAAGUCUAAUCUUCUGCGGCACAUGCGAACUUUGCACAACCAACAGGACAGCCAAUCACCGACGCAGUGCGACCCGGAGAGCCACAGUAGUUCCGACGAUUAAAGAUAGAUGCUCUAGGUAUAGUGUAUGUUUAAUGUUUUACCUCGAUUUAAGAGUAUGGUGUAAUAUAAUAUUUUGUAAUUAGGUUAGGAUUAUGAGAUAUUGUUUGACUGGUAUUUAAGAACAAAAAUGUGAAACUAGUACAUAACAUCAUACGUUCUUUCGAAUUCGUUUAUUGAACGCGAUUGUCACAGCAAAAAAAAAUCAGUUCACUCAGUUAUAUGUUCAAAUACUUCAAAUUAACAAAAAUACACCGGACGUGUAAGGUUUUGAUACUAGUUUGAAACUUCAUUAUACUGAGGAAAUUGUAUCGAAAAAAAUCAAAAGGGCAUAUGAUAUUAUUUAUCAUUUUUCACAUGUGCAUCCAAAUAUGUAUUUAAUUUUCUGUACAGAUCUAAAAGAUAUACAAUUGGCUAAGCUUUGGAAACCAAACGAUUAUAUGGUCAAAUUAGAAUUUUUAUAUUUAUUUUUCUAUUGCCCUGUAAGUAACGCUUCCCAUAUUCAACUAUUUGCUGUUCUAGUGUUAAGCUAAAUGAUAAUUUUUUCUCAGCUAUUCGCAAUGGUAGAAGUAGGAACUUUGCAGGAUUGGUGAUAGAAAGAGGGAACUAUAAUUCUUUUCUUUCAAUUAGUGCUCUGUGAAAAUGAGUUAAAUUACGAGAAUAUCAAACAUUUUUUCAAGGAAA
Messenger RNA from Topomyia yanbarensis, 3230 nucleotides. Its product is annotated as myoneurin. NCBI's taxonomy places the organism in Eukaryota, Metazoa, Arthropoda, Insecta, Diptera, Culicidae. Gene Ontology annotation, molecular function: protein binding. The record is from RefSeq and is a predicted model, not a curated record. The coding region runs from base 211 to 2550 and encodes 779 amino acids. The transcript has 7 exons. Gene Ontology annotation, cellular component: nucleus. Gene Ontology annotation, biological process: regulation of transcription by RNA polymerase II.